This is a messenger RNA of Venustampulla echinocandica, 801 nucleotides long. RefSeq lists its product as uncharacterized. The coding region runs from base 1 to 801 and encodes 266 amino acids. The record is from RefSeq and is a predicted model, not a curated record. Lineage: Eukaryota; Fungi; Ascomycota; Leotiomycetes; Helotiales; Pleuroascaceae. The transcript is spliced from 2 exons.
AUGGCGACAGAUUUGGAACCUCGAAAGGUUCCCCUCGAGGUCUUGCAUUUAAGCAUGCCCAGGACAGGCUCUGUGUCCAUGAAAGCGGCGUAUGAGAUCCUCGGUCUACCCACCUACCAUGGCUUCGUCUAUAUCGAGAACGGUGCAGAUCAGAUCGAAUGGGAGAAGGCGUGCGAUGCGAAGUAUUAUGGCAAGGGCAAGCCUUAUACUCGAGCCGAUUUUGACAAUUUCCUCGGCGGAUAUGCCGUACUUUCGGACUUUCCCGUACUGGGUUUCACUGAGGAGUUCUUGGAAAUGUAUCCAGACGCCAAGGUCGUUCUUGUAGAACGCGAUAUUGAAAAAUGGUAUCACUCGUUCAAUACCCAUAUCAUUACCGCCAUGUACAACUGGAUGACCUGGGUCAUGCUCAACAUGGUCGAGCCAUUUAUACGUACUCGACCCGCAGGCACCAUAAUAAAAAUGGAAUAUGGAAUGUUCAACUGUUCUAAUAAAGCAGAAUUCCAGGCUAGUGCGCGAGACACGUAUCGACGGCAUUAUGCGAAGGUGCGCGAACUGACUCCAAAGGAGAAUCUGCUUGAGUACAAGUUAGGAAGCGGCUGGGAGCCCCUUUGCACGUUUUUGGGAAAGGAUAUCCCUGAUGUCGAGUUUCCUUUCUUGAAUGAGAGUAAGGAAUUUGCCAUUUGGAUGCACAACAUGCAGAAGAGGGAACUUGCUCGAGGAGUGAAAGUCAUCGCAAAGGCCCUGAUUCCUGCUGGUGGAUUGAUUCUUGCAGCGCUAUACUACAGGUUUUAUUUGGUUUGA